Lithohypha guttulata is the source of this 1062-nucleotide messenger RNA. RefSeq lists its product as uncharacterized. The coding region runs from base 1 to 1062 and encodes 353 amino acids. Gene Ontology annotation, molecular function: oxidoreductase activity, acting on the CH-OH group of donors, NAD or NADP as acceptor; transcription corepressor activity; NAD binding. The transcript is spliced from 4 exons. The record is from RefSeq and is a predicted model, not a curated record. NCBI's taxonomy places the organism in Eukaryota, Fungi, Ascomycota, Eurotiomycetes, Chaetothyriales, Trichomeriaceae.
AUGUCGAAACCUACAUAUACAAUUCUGCAAGCAGACGGACUAUAUCCAGAUGAUGUUGUCGAGCAAGAUAUCUUUAAACCUAGCGAAGGGCAGGACUACACCAUAAAAUACAUUUCAGGUGAUCUAUGGCCAACUGGGACACCCACAUCGCAGCCAUGGUCUGCACUAGACAAGAACAUCCGAGAUCAGGUAGACGGAAUAAUGGUGCUGAAGAUGCCAUUUACAGAGGCCGACCUUGAGAUGUUUCCUAAAUUGAAAGUCAUCCUGCGCAUGGGAGUAGGAUAUGACCGAUUAGAUCGUGUGGCCUUGGCGAAUCGAGGAGUUACAGUUUGCAAUGUGCCAGAUUACGGCACUUGCGAAGUAGCCGAUCAUGCAUUAGCCUUAGCACUUUCUCUUCGUCGAGGUAUCCUCCUGCACCACGAAACACAACGAGCAACACCACCAGCUGCAUGGAUGUACAUCGAUACACCUUUGGUCCAACGCAUUCAGACCAACACAUUCGGUAUCCUGGGACUAGGGCGUAUUGGUACAGCGGCUGCUCUUCGAGCCAAAGCAUUUGGUUGGCAUGUCCUCUUCUAUGACCCUUAUCAACCGAUGGGUAUCGACAAAGCCAUCGGCAUCGAGCGCACACGCGACAUCAAAGAACUUUUCAGGCGCAGUACAACGCUCAGCAUCCAUUGUCCGUGCACGCGUGAGACAAGAAAUAUGGUAGGCUAUGAUCUGCUGAGCCUCUUACCACGUGGCGCCGUCUUUGUGAACACUGGACGAGGUGAGAUUGUCGACCUCGAUGGUGUGGAGCGAUGUUUGAAGGAAGGUAUAAUCAGUGGUGCCGGUCUGGAUGUACUGCCUGAGGAGCCAAUACCUGAAGAUAAUGUGCAUCCGCUAUUACAAGCAUACCGACGGAAAGAAGAUUGGCUGAAGGGGCGGAUGGUGUUGACCUGUCAUACUGCUUUUUACAGUCCAGAAGGCUUUGUGGAUAUUAGGGUGAAGAGCGCACAGACCAUGAGGGAUGUGUUGAUUGAUGGCUUGCGCACGAAUGUCAUAACGCCGGAAAUGGAGUAG